AUGUCCAAACAAUUCACCAUCGAAGAAGUCGCCAAGCACAAGUCUGAGAACGACUGCUGGAUUAUUGUUCAUGGCAAGGUGUAUGAUGUUUCGAACUUUCUAAAUGACCACCCUGGCGGAAAAAAGGUGUUGUUGAAAGCAUCAGGCACCGAUGCUACAAAGCAAUUCGACGCCUUCCAUAAUCGAGCUGUGCUUGACAAGCUUGGUGCUAAAUUUUUGAUUGGUGAAGUGGGCACCGGUGAGCCUCAAGCUUCAGCAGCAGAGGAAGAAGAAGAUGAAAAGUCCCCCUUGCAGAUUGGUGAGACAUUUGGUGAUAUGGUGCCUUUUGGCGAUCCCAUGUGGUACCAAGAUUGGUAUAGUCCUUUCUACAACGACUCGCAUCGUAAGCUGCGCAAGUUUAUGCGUGAUUUUGUCGACAAGGAAGUCAUUCCUUAUGCACACGAAUGGGAUGAAGCCAAACGUCUUCCAGCUGAGCUAUAUACCAAGGCUGCCAAGGCUGGUAUCCUUGCAGCUGCAUGCCAUCACGCUCCCCCAGAAUUGCUCCCUUAUGGUUAUCCUGCUGGUAUCAAGCCUGAGGAAUGGGAUUCCUUCCAUAAUGUGAUUGUCGUUGAUGAGCUAUCACGUUCAGGCUCCGGUGGUAUUACAUGGGGUCUUAUUGGAGGUUUAGGUAUCGGUCUUCCCCCUGUGGGAUUGUUUGGAUCGGAAGAACUCAAGCGUAGGGUGAUUCCUGAUGUACUCAAGGGCGAGAAGUUCAUUUGUUUGGCGAUCACUGAGCCCUCUGGAGGAUCAGACGUAGCGAAUCUAGUAACUGAAGCCAAGGAUAUGGGCGAUCACUACUUGUUAAACGGCGAAAAGAAGUGGAUCACCAAUGGUGUAUUUGCAGACUACUUUACAGUGGCAUGUCGCACUGGUGGACCUGGAUUUGAAGGCAUUUCAUUCCUUUUGGUCGAGCGAUCCAUGCCAGGUGUUACAACACGUCAAAUGCAAUGUUCCGGUGUUUGGUCGUCUGGCACUUCUUAUAUCACCUUUGAGGAUGUCAAGGUACCCAAGGCAAACUUGAUCGGUGAAGAGAAUCAGGGUUUCCGUUACAUUGUCGCCAACUUCAACGCUGAGCGUAUGGGUAUUGUCAUUCAAGCUAAUCGAUUUGCACGUGUGUGCCUUGAGGAUGCCAUCGUGUACGCACACAAGAGAAAGACUUUCGGCAAACGUCUUAUUGACCACCCUGUGAUUCGUAACAAGAUGGCACACAUGAUCCGAAAAAUCGAAGCGACACAUGCAUGGAUGGAGAUUCUCGCCUAUCAGGCCUUGCAUAUGCCUUUGGAUCUUCAACCUUUGCGUCUUGGUGGCCACAUUGCUUUGUGCAAGGCUCAAUCCACACGUACAUUCGAAUUCUGUGCACGUGAAGCUGCUCAAAUCUUUGGUGGAUUGUCAUAUACACGUGGUGGUCAAGGAGAGCGUAUCGAACGUUUGAAUCGUGAGGUCCGUGCUUACAGUGUACCUGGUGGAUCCGAAGAAAUUAUGCUUGAGCUGGGUAUUCGUCAAUCGACCAAGAUUGCCUCCUUUAUGGGUGCCAAGAUGUAA
Lichtheimia ornata is the source of this 1581-nucleotide messenger RNA. RefSeq lists its product as uncharacterized. The transcript is spliced from 10 exons. The record is from RefSeq and is a predicted model, not a curated record. Gene Ontology annotation, molecular function: oxidoreductase activity, acting on the CH-CH group of donors; heme binding; flavin adenine dinucleotide binding. NCBI's taxonomy places the organism in Eukaryota, Fungi, Mucoromycota, Mucoromycetes, Mucorales, Lichtheimiaceae. Bases 1 to 1581 code for a protein of 526 amino acids.